AUGGCUAAGGAGUUGAGCGUCGCCAUUACCAUGAAUUGUCUACUUCACUUGUGUAAUGAAAAGGACCUAUAUCUAUCCACCACGGAUAAACUUGCCGAUCUUGAUAUUUCGUGCCAGCUUCCUUUGUGCGAAUUGCAACAGCUCGAUGCUUAUCGAGCGCGGUUCCAGGCCGUGCGAAUUGAUGCAGAUGCUGCGAUCCGCGCUCGUUCUGAACGAUUUAUGCUGGCAAAGCAGACUACUCUUGAUUCUUGGAUCGACGACCACAGUUCAUCUUCGGACUGUGAAGAAAAUGAAGAACUUAUUUCAGCAAUAAGCGAAAGUGUAGAUGAGGCUAGCCAAAAUGCUCUCUCUGCGUCGAGGCAGCGGCCUCGGAGAGUUUCUACCUCGGGACAAGCUUUGGAUUUAGCCGCUAACCUAUUACCCUCACCAGUGCACGAAACUGUUGAGGUAAUAAGCGAAACUAGGGCUCACGCGGCUGUGGACGCUGCCUCUGACGCCAUUAGCGUUGGCGACCAA
Protopolystoma xenopodis is the source of this 516-nucleotide messenger RNA. The record is from the annotation of a GenBank genome assembly. NCBI's taxonomy places the organism in Eukaryota, Metazoa, Platyhelminthes, Monogenea, Polystomatidea, Polystomatidae.